AUGCUUAAUGAAGAAAUAUAGAUUGCUUGUCCCAUUCAUAAUUAAGAAAUCGUUCUACUUGAUAUUCAAGAAGGUAUUCUCCUAGGAGAAAGGGCUUGCUGUAAAGAAUGUCACAUACGAAAAGCAUAUAGUAUCACUAAAGCAAUACAAAGAAUCAAUGCGUUAAGACUAUAAUAAACUUAGUUUAUCAAUAAUAACAUAGAGUAGACACUGGCAGAUAUAACAUAAAUAGAAAAAACAAUAAAAGAAUUUUGGAAAGAAAUUGAAGUUGGUUUUCUUGAAAUGAACAAAUCUUUAGACAAUUAGAAAGCAAUUCUAAAAGGGUAAUUAAAUGGUGAAAAUGAAAUAAAGAUUAAAUCUUUAGGAGAUCUUUAACAACUUGGAUAAAUGAUAUUUGAAUUAGAAAACAAUAAACUUAAUCAAUAAAGUGAAAUCAAUCAAGAAGAUAAUAAUCUUUAUUAAAGUAAUCUACACAAUCAAUUAGAUUAGAUUUAGAAUAUUGUUGAGAAAUAUUUGACUACAUUAAAAGCCACAAAAAUUAAUCAAGAAUUAUAGGUUUUCUUUCGAAAUAACUAUUAAGAAAUUUAAUCUACUUUCUUGGAAAGAUGGGUUGAUCCUAUUAUAUUUUUAAAUGAUUAGUUAAAGGCAGUAUUAUGUGAUUUUGCUGGAGUUCUAGAGCUCAAUUUUGAGAAUAACCAAUGUUUAGUCUAGCGUUUAAUAUAGAUGUAGAAUAUAACUGGAAUUUAUGUUGGAGCUGAUUUAACUUGGAUAGUAACAGCAGGACAAGAUGCAAGAAUAUCAAUUUGGCAAGCAGACAAUUAGAAUUGGAAAUUGAGCUAGUAACUUUAAGGACAUCUUCACUCAAUCAAUAAAAUGAUAAUUAAUAAAACUGAAUCAUAGGUGAUAUCUGGAGGAUUAGACAGUAAAAUUGUAAUUUGGAAUAAGAAAGGCUCUAAAUUAGAAAAACAUGCCUCUUUAAAAUAACACGAGAAAAGCAUUACAAGUUUAGCAUGGAGUCACUCUGGAACAUAUUUUGCUUCUGGAAGUUCUGAUUAAAAUUUGAUUGUUUGGAAAUCUAAUAAUGGAGCCUGGGAGAUAUUUUAAAAGAUUAGCGAUAAACAUCAAGCUAUGAUUUCUGACAUUAUCUUUGAUAAUUAUGAUAAUAUUUAUACUGCAGCUGAGAAUGUUAAAGUAUGGAAAUAAGAUAAUUGUCAGAAAUAUCUGCUUUCAUCAAUUGUUAAAACCUUCAAUGAAGUCAAAAAAAUGCUGUUCGUUUACGAUCACUAAUAUUUAAUAAUUUUACAAAAAACCAUAGAAAUCUAUAAGGUUAUGAAAAAUGAUAUAGUUCACAAAUAAUCAAUAGAUGACGAAUAUAAUAGUGUUGCAGUUUCAAAGGAUGGUUAAUAUAUGAUAGCUUAAAAAUAUAAAAAUCAAUAAUUACAAUUGUUGAAAUUAUAAGCGAUGUGA
Messenger RNA from Paramecium tetraurelia, 1467 nucleotides. RefSeq lists its product as uncharacterized. The record is from RefSeq and is a predicted model, not a curated record. Gene Ontology annotation, biological process: iron-sulfur cluster assembly. Gene Ontology annotation, cellular component: cytosolic [4Fe-4S] assembly targeting complex. NCBI's taxonomy places the organism in Eukaryota, Ciliophora, Oligohymenophorea, Peniculida, Parameciidae. The transcript has a single exon. Gene Ontology annotation, molecular function: protein binding.